Molecule: messenger RNA, 1528 nt
Organism: Mytilus trossulus (common blue mussel)
Lineage: Eukaryota; Metazoa; Mollusca; Bivalvia; Mytilida; Mytilidae
Exons: 4
Coding region: 47-1528 (493 amino acids)
Source: RefSeq, a predicted model, not a curated record
CUGUAUCCUUAGUAAAUCACUAGAACAUAUAAUAGUAUCAUCCAUAAUGAAACAUCUAGACAUUUACGAUUUACUAUAUCCACUGCAGCAUGGUUUUAGAUCAAAAGUUAGCUGUGAAACACAACUUUUAACUUUUACACAGCAAAUACUGGAUUACAUGGCAAACGGUAAACAAACUGACGUAGUUGUCAUGGACUUCUCAAAAGCGUUUGAUAAGGUGGACCACCAAAGACUUAUCCUAAAACUGAAACGCAUGGGAAUAAAUAACAUAACAACAAAUUGGAUAGAGGCAUGGUUAUCGCAUAGAUCACAAAAAGUGGUGGUUGACAGUCACACAUCAAAUAGUUGUCCUGUAUUGUCAGGCGUUCCCCAAGGGUCUGUUCUCGGGCCAUGCCUGUUCUUAAUUUACAUUAAUGACAUGCCAGACAACCUCAAAAGUAAUGUUCGCCUCUUUGCAGAUGACACUAUUGUGUAUCUAACAAUCUCAUCAUUAGAUGACUGUCACACCCUUCAAUCAGACCUACAUAAACUGGAACAAUGGGAGCAAGAAUGGCUUAUGUCCUUUAACCCAGACAAAUGUGAAAUCAUCCACAUAACAAGAAAACAUAAACCAAUCAUCUAUAAAUACACAUUACAUAAUCAUAUUUUAAAAUCAACAAACAAAGCAAAAUAUCUUGGCGUUUCCAUCACAAACGAUCUGACAUGGAAUUCUCAUAUAAAUGACAUCACGAACAAAGCAAAUGCAUCACUGAGAUUUAUAAAAAGAAACGUCAAAACUAACAGCAUAAAAACAAAAGAACUGGCUGAGGAUGUCAUGACAAUCAGGAAGUCUUCAAAGCGACACAGGAUUGAGCAAGAACGUAUUGACUUCUAUUUAACUAUUCCACCAAACAGAAAUGUCGUCUGGGACCCCUGGCAGAAACAACAAAUACAUAAAAUUGAAAUGGUACAGAGAAGAGCUGCCAGGUAUACACUCAACCAAUACAGCUAUCAAAGCAGUGUAACAGCCAUGCUUGAACAUCUAAGAUGGCCAACAUUACAACAAAGAAGAAAUCUUGCAUCCGUCACCAUGCUAUACAAAAUUCAACACCAAUUAGUCUCCAUCCCAGUAAAUACAUACCUAAUACCAUCCAAAGAACAUAAAUUUAUACAGCCAUUCUCUCCCACAAACUAUCAUUUGUAUUCAUUUUUUCCUAGAACAAUAAGGUUGUGGAAUACCCUACCAUACCAAGUAGCCUGUAGCCCAGACUUAGAAGCUUUUAAGUCUGGUGCAAAACCACAUAUAGCUGAUACAUUUGCCAAUUUCCAAUCACUGGGAACUGUUCCUGAUUGUAAGCUUUUAUUAAAUAUGAAUGUUAGAGGUGUAACCAGUGAUGGGAAAAUUGCCUUAAGAAAUUUUGGAGGUAGCUUGUCAGGUCCAGCUGGUUUGUUAAUAUUUAAAAUUUGGAAAUGGUCAAUUACAUCCUGCUCUGUAAUCACUAUGUCAGACAGCUCAUAUGGUGCCAAAGGUGGGACAUUAGGCAAUUGA